Molecule: messenger RNA, 3064 nt
Organism: Eleginops maclovinus (Patagonian blennie)
Lineage: Eukaryota; Metazoa; Chordata; Actinopteri; Perciformes; Eleginopidae
Gene: fbxl9
Product: F-box and leucine rich repeat protein
Exons: 12
Coding region: 278-2245 (655 amino acids)
Biological process (GO): SCF-dependent proteasomal ubiquitin-dependent protein catabolic process
Cellular component (GO): SCF ubiquitin ligase complex
Molecular function (GO): protein binding
Source: RefSeq, a predicted model, not a curated record
UGCCUACGGAAAUGUUGUACAGUGCAGGAUAAAGUAGCUUAGUGACAUGAAAGCAGGCGACACGCGCUUCAAUUGAUCUGAAAUUGAUGAUUUUACCGAUCAGUAUCCGGAUAAAUGUAACGGUUUAAAGUAUACGCAUGAGCUAUUAGCUUACACGCUAGCAUUGGUAAAUAACGCUCCAGCUUCGCAAGUUCUUCAGCUAGCUAACAUUAGUGAGCGCUAACUGAACCACUCCUGAUGGUGCGGACUUGUUUAUAAUAACAAAGGAGAAGCUGAGAUGGAAGACUGCAAAGGGGAGGACAUUAUACAAACACCUGAGCUACCUUUGGAAAUCAUAGUUUACAUCCUGAGCUUUCUUCACGCUUCAGACAGGAAGGAUGCCUCGCUGGUCUGCCGCAGCUGGUACUACGCCAGUCAGGACUUCCACUUUCAGAAGAACCUCACCUUCAGCUUCCCGGCUUCAGCCUCGUCCCUGGAGCUGAUCAAGGGUCUGGGCAGGAAGUCCCGCUGCAGUCUGAUUAUCAAGCAGCUCGAUGGGUUCAGCAUGUCCAGGUCAUUGCUUCUGGAGGUUGGUUUGUGUUUGGGCUCUAAGCUGGAGAGCUUGGCCCUGCCCGGCAGCAGUAUAACAGAGGCCUCUCUGCUGAGCCUCCUCCCGCGCCUCACCUCCCUCCGCAGGCUGGACCUCAGGGGUCUGGACAGCCUCUUCAUGUCUGGGGCUUUCCUCUCCAGAGAAGAGCACAGACAGCAGGUGAGGUCAGCUCUGUCUGGUCUUGAGGAGCUGGACCUGUCCGACCUGCGCUACCUCUCUGACCUCACCUUUAAUCGGCUCACCAGCUGUACCCCGCGCCUCCGCCGCCUCUCGCUGGCCGGCUGCCAUAUCGCCUUUGAGUUCGACCCGUAUCGAGGGUGUCCAGCGGGGGCUGUUAAGGAUUCGUCAGCAUUGCUGUCACUGAGGAACUUGCGGAGGUUGGUAAUGGAGCAGAGAUUCACCCUCAAAGCGUUGGACCUCAGCAGAACCUCCAUCACCCCCGAGUCACUACGCACUGUUGCACAGGUUCAAGAUUUGGUCUUAGAGGAACUGCGUCUUCACGGCUGUAAGGAGCUGACCGACUACUCAGUAGAGGUUCUGGUGAAGCACCAGCCGAGCCUCCAGAGGCUGGACAUCAGUGCCUGCACUGAGCUGACCAGCAGGUCUGUAGAGGCCGUAGCGCAGGGCCUGAAGGCACUGACACAGCUCUCUUUGUCCCGCGACUGGAGGAUCACUGAAAAAGGCCUCGCUGAAUUACUGUCGGUGUCGUCCCUGAGGAGUCUGGACAUGUCUGAAUGUCUGCACGUCAGCGGGACAGAGAUAGUGAAAGGCUUGACGGGAUGCACCACUGCCCGAGCACAGCUGGACACACUGAGCCUCAAGAGCUGCACCUACAUACGGGAUUUUGCAGUUUUCUCCCUCACACAGCUUCUGGGGGAUACCCUCCGUGAGCUGGACUUGACGUCAUGUGUGAACGUGACUGACCUGUCUGUGCGCGCUAUAGCCACUUACCUGCAGGGGCUGGUGGUUCUGCGGCUGGGCUUGUGUAAAGAAAUCACAGAUUGGGGUCUGCUGGGAAUGGUGGAGACAACCAAAUGUGAUCCUGACCAGGAGACGGGAGAUAAGGGUCCCAGGUUCACCCGGACCUUCGGCAACAUGGGCUUCUUCAAGCCUCCUCGUUUGCCGUUUGAGGAGCGUCCCAAGCUGGUGACGCAGAAUGACCUGCAGCAGUUCAAGGAGCAGGCUGGAGCUUCACUGUUAGCUCUGAACAGGCUGCAGGAGCUGGACCUCUCCGCCUGCCCCAAACUCACUGACAGCAGCAUCACACAGGUGUUGCGUUACCCAGACCUGCGCCGUCUGUCGCUCUCCAUGCUGCCGGAGAUCACGGAUGCCAGCUUGGCGUCGGUGGCCUGGCACUGCCGCAGCCUCACCAGCCUGGCACUGAGCCACUGCCCGGGCAUCAGCGACCGCGGAGUGGCGCAAGCUGCACCGUACCUACACCGGCUGCAGCACCUCUACCUCUCCGGCUGCAGUAACAUCACCGACAGGUCCUUGUUCCUCCUGUUGCAGCACUGUGACCGUUUGCAAACACUCGACAUUUCAAGGUGCAAAAACAUCUCCCCUACAACGGUGGACCUCCUUCAAUCCAGGCUGCCCUUCCUGGAAAAUGUCCACCACAAAUUCAUAGAAUCAAGGUCCUGUUAUCGUAAAAAGUAACUCAGAAAGACUUGCAUAGCUGAAGGUAAGGUAGGAAAUAAGAUAUAAAAGGUAUCCCAUAAGAAAUAAUUGUGUUGAGAUUGAAAUCACAGUUUUUAUAUAGUAAUGUAAUUAUAUGUUUUACACUCUUACAUUCUCCUUUUGCUUAACAUGAGCACAUUUCUGUUGUUUUGAGCAGUUAUAGAAGGUAUUUUGAAUGCUCACACUCUAAGGUGCUUUUGAUUUCCUUGAUAAUUUAUUUAUAAGAAAACAGGAGAAUUGUUUUUUCUUACAAUUACUGUUCUGUGUUGCUAAAGUAGAACGAAAGAGUAAUAUAAAGAGAAAUAGGUGUCCUUAAAUAUUUUCAACUUUUAGACCAGGACUGAGGCCAAUCGGUUAUUUAGCAUUGUCUGUUCUGAGAGGCUUACGGCCUCCAUUUAAAAUAUUGGUUUUAAUUUAUGAAGGUUACUCUGAAAACUGCCCGCUUUAUCUGCUGUAGUAAGCAGGUAGUCAGAUAAGGUCUUAUUAAGUAAUCUAUGAAAAGGGAGUAUUAUAUCACAAUUAACAGAGAAUCAUGGUUAAAUAUUAUUUUCGAAUGAAAAUCUGGACAUUUAUUGUGAUAACUGGAUACUACAAGCAUAGCAUAAUAGUAAUUCAUCCCUUUAUAGUGUAUGUUGAAUCAUGUUGUACUGUUGUAACAGUGUAUGCUGCAAUAUGCGCCAAAGAAGAAUUAUAGACUGUAAAGAUGAGAGAUUAAGAAUAAAAAUGCAAACAUUUUUUAAAAUAAAUAAUCAGCAUAGUAGUCAAACUCUGGCUAUUAUGCAAUGAGUAAAACACAAA